AUGACAAAUGCAAAACCCAUGAAUAUGGAUCUCUCGCAAACGUUAGAAGAUACCGAUGAUGUCGAAACUUUGGAUUAUUCAUACGCGGAUACAUGGAGGGAUUACGACAAAUAUAAUAUCUAUAUGGAAAAGGAAGAAGAAGAAGAAUCGGAAGUAACUGACAAGACUGACAUAGUAAUAGAUCAAAUAAUGGGAGUCGAAGCGGAAGAAGUAGGCGAAAUGACAACCAAGAUUGAAGAAAAGGAUGAGGAAUCGCGUCCAAUCGGGAUUAGGAGAAAAGUGGACGUCACCAAAUCCGAAGAGACGUUGAUUACGCCAGAGGAAGAGGUCUCCAUCGCAAGCGAGGAGACGACCACCGAGAGCUCGGUCCAUCCGUGUCUGCGCGACAUAGACAUCAGCGAUUCCCAACUAAAACUGGUGAAUCCUUACACGGUGUAUCCAGUCCCGCCCGACCCCGGAUUAAUACCAGCUCUCUGGUUGUUGCACGAGCGUCCGCCAAUCUACCAAGACGACUAUGGACGGAAAUAUUACGACGCGGCAAAACGUACCGGCUCGAGACCGAUCGAAUUAUUGAGACACAUGCUCGUGACCGACGAGGUGAACUUGCGCUAUUAUGGACUCGAAUCGCGAGCGAUAAAAGCGAUUUGCGAAGGUCUGACAAACAACACCUUCGUGAGGAGAGUGGAUCUCAAGGACAACAAGCUGUCUGAGGAAGCAUGCGGGCACUUAAACAAGCUGCUGCUGGAGAACAACGCGAUCACCAGCCUGUCGUUAUCAGCGUGCCGAAUCGGUGCAAAUGGCGCGAGGAAGUUAUACGACGCGAUAUCGACGAGCACGACCUUAAAGACGCUCGAUCUUGACGACUGCGACAUUGGGAACGAGGGUUUCAAGCAUGUCGCAUCCGCAAUAUCUGACAGUUCAGCUCUGGAGAGCGUUAAUCUGUCGGGAAAUGGUCUGGACGAGUCGUGUUCCGGAGAUAUGCGGGACCUGCUGUCACGCGUCGACACUCUGAAGCAUUUGGACCUGUCCUGGAACUCCUUGCACAGAACUGAUACCUGGAAAGCUCUGACAGACGGGCUCAGGAAAAAUGAGACGCUGCUUUUCCUGAAUUUGUCCUGGAACGGACUCGGAUCGGAGUGCGUGCCUUAUCUGUGCCAAUUGCUGUUGCAGUCACAGAAUAUCGAGAAGCUGAAUCUUAAUUGGAAUGGUUUCACAGAAAAUGAUGCCGUGCACAUCGCAAGAGCUCUAACGAAAAAUAAUACGCUUCAAGAACUAUAUCUGGGCAACAAUCCUUUAAAGGCACAGGGUGCUUUAGUCUUAGUUCAUGCAAUUGCAUCGUCCGAUAUUAUUUUACGCUUUCUGGACUUGGAGAAUGUUUGGGCGAAUAAGAAUAUCUUGCAAGAAUUGGAAACGAUCAAAGAAUUCAAGCCGGAAGUCGUAGUGAAGCUAGGCGGUAUUCUGAGCAAUUAUCAGCUUGUCGGACCGAAUGAGAGAAAGAUACUUCUGAGAAGAGCAAAUUACGAAGCAAUGGCGCCGAAAAAAAAGAGGCAACGACGGGACUUCGGUCAUUUUGUGAUAUCACUGAAAAAUAUUGAGAUUUCUCGACCAAGAUUCACAGCUCUGGUAAAGAAAUUUAAAUUGAAACUCUCGAAAACACUCGUCGAAGAGAUUAUGAAUGUAUUCGAAGGGACGAGAAAAAAUACUGUUGAUCAAGGAUUAUUAAAAUCAUUUUAUCUAAAAGAAUAUCCGACAACAAGAGUACCAACGCAGAAGAAGAAAAAAGGUGUUAAAUGGACAGAAAAGAAGUGACAAGAGGAUGAAAGUUAGCAACUUAAGAAAU
Messenger RNA from Odontomachus brunneus, 1840 nucleotides. Its product is annotated as leucine-rich repeat-containing protein 74B-like. The transcript is spliced from 6 exons. Gene Ontology annotation, molecular function: protein binding. The record is from RefSeq and is a predicted model, not a curated record. Bases 1 to 1809 code for a protein of 602 amino acids. NCBI's taxonomy places the organism in Eukaryota, Metazoa, Arthropoda, Insecta, Hymenoptera, Formicidae.